AUGUUUAUCAGAGCAACGUUUCUGCUCUUCUUCGUGGUCUCACUCCCAAAACUUGUGCGCUGCUUGGAAAGUGAACUCUGCUUCCCAGUUAGAUUGGAACACCAUGACAGGAGGGAUUCUGACAACGACGUGCAUGUGCCCAGUGGCAAAUGUCUCCUAAAGAUACGAGCUUUCCAGCAGGAGUUAGUGAUCGCUUUGCAUCAGGACUCUGAUUUCAUUGCGCCUUCCAUUUCGAACCAAGACGCAGUCUGGCUCUCCAGCUCCGAUGUGACCACUGACCUGAGCCGGUGUUUCUACUCCGGGUAUGUGAACGAUGACCGCUACUCGUACGCUGCUCUGAGCCUCUGUCAGGGGUUACGCGGUGCAUUUGGCUUCCAGGGAUGGGAAUAUUUCAUCAGCCCGGUGCAAAACGAAAGCAUGAGCAUAGAAGGCGCUCACAUCAUCCGGCGCAGGGCCAGCAACAACCUGAAGCUCAAUUCCACAUCGAGGUGCGCGGUGGACAGCGACAUAAGUGUCCAGGAUGCGCAAUCGCUGGAGAAAUACAAGCGACUGUCAGAUCACAGCAAUGUGACCGAGACGAUGCUGAGGAGGAUGGGGAGAGCCAAGCGCUUCGCCUCCGUCCCCCGGUACGUGGAGACGCUCGUGGUGGCGGACGAGUCCAUGGCGCAGUUCCACGGAGAUGACCUCAAACACUACCUCCUGACACUGAUGUCAGUGGCAGCGAGGCUCUACAAGCACCCCAGUAUCCUCAACUCCAUCAGCAUCACAGUGGUGAAGAUCGUGGUUAUAACCGAGGAGGACAAAGGACCCAAGGUGUCCGGGAACGCAGCCAUGACGCUGCGUAACUUUUGCACUUGGCAAAAAAAGCUGAACAAAAACAGCGACAAGCAUCCAGACUACUGGGACACGGCGGUGCUAUUCACCAGACAGGACCUGUGUGGAGCUUCCACCUGUGACACACUCGGCAUGGCGGAUGUUGGCACCAUGUGCGACCCCAAGAGGAGCUGCUCUGUGAUCGAAGAGGACGGCCUGCCUUCUGCCUUCACCACUGCCCAUGAGCUUGGACACGUGUUUAACAUGCCACACGACAACGUGAAGGCCUGCGAGGACGUGUUUGGCAAACUGCAGGACAACCACAUGAUGUCUCCCACACUUAUUCAGAUCAACCGCACCAGCCCCUGGUCCCACUGCAGUGCUGCCAUCAUCACUGAAUUUCUGGACAGUGGGCACGGGGAAUGUUUGCUUGACCAGCCUCAGAAACCGCUGGCCCUCCCUGACUUGCUGCCUGGACUAUCCUACGUCCUGGACCGUCAGUGUGAGCUUGCAUUCGGAGAAGGCUCCAAGCCCUGUCCCUUCAUGCAACCACCGUGCGGUCGUCUGUGGUGCACUGGAAAGUCUAAUGGUCAAUUGGUGUGCAUGACUCGGCACUUCCCCUGGGCAGAUGGCACCCAAUGCGGGGAUGGAUUAGUGUGCGACCAAGGUGUCUGCUCUGACAAGAGGAUCCAAACUGUGAAGGUGGAUGGCCGCUGGGGGAAGUGGGGCACAUUUGGCUCCUGCUCGCGCACAUGUGGAGGCGGCGUCCAACUGUCUAAAAGGGAGUGUAACAACCCAGUUCCGUCAAACGGGGGUAAAUACUGCCAAGGGGUUCGGGUCAAAUACCGCUCCUGCAACCUGAACCACUGCCCUGACAUAGGUAAGACUUAUCGUGAAGAGCAGUGUGAGAACAGUGGCCGGAAUUUCAACAACAACCGCGUGGCUUCCUCUGUGGUGUGGGUACCAAAGUACUCGGGAGUAGCCACCGAUGACAGGUGCAAACUCAUCUGCAGGGCUAAUGGCACCGGUUACUUCUACGUUCUGGCACCAAAGGUUGUCGAUGGGACUCCAUGCUCGCCAGACUCCACUGGAGUGUGUGUACAGGGAAAGUGCAUCAAGGCUGGCUGUGAUGUGAAAAUUGGCUCCAACAAGAAGUUUGAUAAGUGUGGAAUCUGUGGAGGUGAUAACAAGGGAUGCAAGAAGGUGUCUGGACUCUUCACAAAGCCUGCGCACGGUUACAACUUUGUCGUAAUGUUGCCAGUGGGUGCGGCCAACAUAGACAUCCGUCAGCGAGGCUACAAGGGAAUCAUGAGUGAUGACAACUACUUAGCAGUGAAGAACAGCGAGGGGCAUUACCUUCUUAAUGGGAAUUACGUUGUAUCUGCUGGGGAGAGGGACAUCAUGGUCAGGAGCAGCCUGCUGCGCUACAGUGGCACAGCUGGCCUCUCCGAGACCCUGCAGGCUGUGAAGCCCUUGGGAGAAGCCCUGACUGUGGAGGUGCUGUGUGCAGGCCAGAUGACGCCUCCUCGAAUCCGUUACUCCUUCUACCUCGCACGUCAGACCAAGGAGGACAAGACUCAGAAGAAAGAGGGGCGUAUUAACUCCCCUAACAGUGUCCUGGCGGAGGAUAGUGUCAAUGAGAAGGGAGGAGACACUCUGAAGGAGGUUUACAGAAAGGAAGAUCCUAUUCUUGGGAAAUGGAUAUCGACAGGCUGGGAUGAAUGCUCAGUGACCUGCGGCAGUGGUAUCCAGAGGAGGAUGGUGCAGUGUCUGAAACCAGAUGGGAAGCCGGGAUGGGAUUGUGAUUCUUCACAAAGACCCGCAGCCACCAGGGUUUGUGGAGACCCGUGUCCUGAGUGGCAUAUUGGGCAGUGGUCACCUUGUUCCAGAACCUGUGGGAAGGGCUUCAAGAGACGACCAUUGCAAUGCAAAACUCAACCUGGGCAUCUGCUCCCAAGGAACCACUGCUCUGGCUUACGCAAACCACAGGAGCUGGACUUCUGUAAUCUAAGGCCUUGCUAG
Molecule: messenger RNA, 2835 nt
Organism: Limanda limanda (common dab)
Lineage: Eukaryota; Metazoa; Chordata; Actinopteri; Pleuronectiformes; Pleuronectidae
Gene: adamts15a
Product: ADAM metallopeptidase with thrombospondin type 1 motif, 15a
Exons: 8
Coding region: 1-2835 (944 amino acids)
Biological process (GO): extracellular matrix organization; proteolysis
Molecular function (GO): metalloendopeptidase activity; zinc ion binding
Source: RefSeq, a predicted model, not a curated record